Molecule: messenger RNA, 1353 nt
Organism: Auanema sp. JU1783
Lineage: Eukaryota; Metazoa; Nematoda; Chromadorea; Rhabditida; Rhabditidae
Source: the annotation of a GenBank genome assembly
AUGGUUUCCCUCUUCAAUUCUACAGCAAAACGAACAAUGUCUACAAUUCUUGGGAGAAAGUCCAUGAUAGCCGUAUGUCAAAUGACUUCUGACAAUAACUUGGAAGACAACUUCAAAACUUGUCGAUCCAUGAUUUUGCGAGCGAAAGAACAAAACUGCAAAAUGAUUUUCUUUCCUGAAUGUUUUGAUUUCAUCGGGAGAACAAAAGAGGAACAAAUCAGCCUGUCGAUGUCGGAUGAAUCUCCUUUCAUACAGAAGUUUAGAAACGAAGCAAUUGAAAACAACAUUUGGCUCUCUUUGGGCGGCUUACACCACAAGGAGGACGAAUCAAUGCCUUGGAAUACUCAUUUGAUCAUCGAUAACGAGGGAAAAACAAGGGUCAAAUAUCACAAAUUACACCUUUUCGAUUUGGAGAUCCCUGGAAAAGUGAAACUUCUUGAAAGUGAGUUCAGUAAAGCAGGUGUCAAGAUGGUGCCUCCGGUGGAAACACCAAUUGGGAAUUUGGGGUUAUCAAUCUGUUACGAUCUUCGCUUUGCCGAGUUGGGUAUUUGGAAUCGUAAGAAAGGUGCUCAAAUACUUUCAUACCCUUCUGCUUUCACGCUCAAUACGGGUUUGGCUCAUUGGGAAGCACUUUUAAGAGCUAGAGCUAUUGAAACCCAAUGUUAUGUUGUGGCUGCCGCUCAAACAGGAAAACACAAUGAUAAAAGAAUGUCUUACGGCCAUGCUAUGGUUGUAGAUCCGUGGGGUGCUGUUGUUGCCCAAUGCUCUGAACGAAUUGGAAUGUGUUUUGCUGAAGUCGAUUUGGAAUACGUCGACGAAUUACGCAAAAUGCAGCCAGUGUUUGACCACAGAAGGAAAGACCUCUACACUCUUCAUGUAAAUGAGAUAGACGAAGAAAGUUCAACUUUGAUGUUUUCAACUUUCCCUAUAGCCCCAGAGUGCAUUUUCUUCAGAUCUGCCCACAGCUUCGCAUUUGUAAAUUUGAAACCGAUAGUUGAAGGACAUAUUUUGGUUUCUCCUAAAAAGGCCCACAAGAACCUGACUGAUCUGAGUGAUGAAGAGACAGCAGAUCUUUAUAUAACAGCGAAAAAAGUUCAAAAAAUGCUUCAAAAGGUGUAUGGGAAUGAUUCAACCACUGUUUGCGUUCAAGACGGUACUGAAGCUGGACAAACAGUACAGCACGUGCAUGUUCAUGUUGUCCCUCGCCGCAAAGGAGACUUUGAACCUUCACAGAAUGAUUUUUAUGAGAAACUGCUAAGUCAUGACAAGGAACCGGAAAGAGCUGCGCGCAGUUUGGAGGAAAUGAGUGUGGAAGCCAAUACAUUCCGUCUCAAAAUGAAAGAAGUUUUGUAA